Puntigrus tetrazona (Sumatra barb) is the source of this 5228-nucleotide messenger RNA. RefSeq names its product rabphilin 3A homolog (mouse), b (gene rph3ab). The record is from RefSeq and is a predicted model, not a curated record. The transcript is spliced from 16 exons. Gene Ontology annotation, cellular component: membrane. Gene Ontology annotation, biological process: intracellular protein transport. Gene Ontology annotation, molecular function: small GTPase binding. NCBI's taxonomy places the organism in Eukaryota, Metazoa, Chordata, Actinopteri, Cypriniformes, Cyprinidae. Bases 446 to 2206 code for a protein of 586 amino acids.
CGCGCUUCUGCCCUCGAUGCGCAGCGAGGCUCGUCGCUUUCCGCGUUUUACGCUUAAUACCAGACUACGACGGAAUCGCCUUUCUUUCAGCGGGAGCGUCUCACAGGGCGCUCGCUUUCGGGGGGAUCCGAGGAAGUGUUUUCUGCAGAUAUGACCUAGUUGCACUCAUCACAUAUUUAGUCAUUCUGCUCGUUUGCGGUGGAGUUUUUGGAGCGGGUUUCUCCGAAUCGAUUCAGUCUUUUUUUUUUUUUUUUUUUUUGCUGAAGGAAAUUGAUCAAGGCGUGGAUUCUUGCAGUGACUAUACAUAUGCAUAUACAUAAUGCUAUUUUAUUUGCAUUGCUGAGAUUGCAGCUGGCGUCUGAUCACCUUUAUCUUUGAAUUAAGAGAUCAUGAUGUGGAAAUUCAUAUUGAGCAAAGGGCAGUGAAAUGUUUCUGUGACUUCAGGAUGACAGACGCGAUGAUGGGCACGAAAGGUGUCCAUGUUCAGUCCGGACCGUGUCUCGGGGCAGAGCUGACCGAUGAGGAGAAGGAGAUCAUCAACAGCGUCAUCGCCCGCGCCGAAAAAAUGGAGGCGAUGGAGCAAGAGAGGAUCGGACGUCUGGUGAAUCGUCUGGACAACAUGAAAAAAGCCGUUUGUGGGGACGGAGUGUCUCGCUGCCUCUUAUGUGGAGAGCAGCUGGCUGCAGGAGGAGACCGAUCAGUGGUUUGCGAGGACUGCAAAAAGAACAUGUGCACCAAGUGUGGCGUGCAGGCGAACGCUCGGCCGCGGUCCGUGUGGCUCUGUAAGAUCUGCAGCGAGCAGAGAGAGGUAUGGAAGCGAUCUGGAGCCUGGUUCUUCAAAGGCCUCCCGAAGCAGUUCUUACCCUCCCCUAUGCCCGUGUCCAGACCCAGAGACCCCAGUCCUCAGAAGAGCCCUGCAGCCGCUCCGGCAGCUCCACAGAACCAGACACCGGCCGCAGCUCCAGAGCCGACAGCGGAUGCACCGAUCGGCCCAAAACCCCCCGUGGCUCCAAAACCUGCUCACCUUCAGACUCAGGCAGAUGGAGAUGCAGGGAGCUCCCAGAAUACUCCGGUGCUGAUGAAGAAGACGGUGAACGUCCACUCGGCCAGACCAGUCCCAUCAGGCGCAUUCCAGCCGGCUGCUCAGGAGGCAGAGAGAGGAGGCUAUCAGUCCAUCGGCAGCGCGUCUCAUGUUCAGGAGAGAGAGGAGAUGAAGCCUGCGCUCGGCCCUCGAGCCGCUCCGCCAGCGGACGACGACGAGGAGGCCAACAGCUACGACUCCGAUGAAGCCACAACUCUGGGAUCGCUGGAGUUCACUUUACUGUACGACCAAGUGAACAGCAGCCUUCAGUGCAACAUUAUUAGAGCGAAGGGCUUAAAACCGAUGGAUUCGAACGGACUGGCAGAUCCUUAUGUUAAGCUUCAUCUGUUACCGGGUGCAAGCAAGUCGAAUAAAUUGCGCACCAAGACCCUACGCAACACUCGCAACCCAACCUGGAACGAGACGCUGGUGUACCACGGGCUGACGGACGAGGACAUGCAGCGCAAGACCCUCAGAAUAUCUGUCUGCGACGAAGACAAGUUUGGUCACAAUGAGUUCAUCGGAGAAACCAGAGUUGCGCUGAAAAAACUCAAGUUCAAUCAGAAGAAAAACUUUAACGUGUGUCUAGAGAGGGUCGUGCAGACCAAAAGAUCUUCGACUGCAGGCGGAGCGCGAGGAAUCACCCUCUAUGAGGAUGAGACUGGGAAGGACGGCGCUGAGAUGGAAGAGAGAGGACGGAUCCUGAUAUCUCUCAUGUACAGCACUCAGCUGAGUCGUCUCAUUGUAGGCGUCGUGCGCUGCGUUCACUUAGCGGCCAUGGAUGCCAAUGGCUAUUCUGAUCCUUUUGUCAAAAUAUGUCUGAAACCUGAUAUGGGAAAGAAAGCAAAGAACAAGACGCAGAUCAAGAAGAAAACACUCAAUCCUGAGUUUAAUGAGGAAUUCAGUUAUGAAAUUAAGCAUGCAGAGCUGGCCAAAAAGACGCUUGACAUCUCAGUAUGGGACUAUGACAUCGGAAAAUGCAAUGACUAUAUAGGAGGCUGUCAGUUGGGCAUCACUGCUAAAGGCGAGCGUUUGAAGCACUGGUAUGAAUGCCUCAAGAACAAAGACAAGAAGAUCGAGCGCUGGCACACUCUGCUCAACGAGAACCACGUCUCCAGCGAUUAGGCUCUUCAAGCGUUCUGCAUGCCUUUAAGUUGUACUCGGCCCCUUUCGCAACUCCAUUCCCCUCCACUAACUGCAUAUCUUGGGCUAUACCGACCUUGCUCUUGUCCGGCUGACACGCGAUAUGCUUUGAGAAACAAAACGAUGUCUGGAGCUUUUCUGUUCACCCGACCUACACAGACGGCUGUAGGUCAGCGCUGAAGUGUAAGUUGCGUCACACUCACUAAUCUGGCCACGGUAGCGAUGUGUUUUUAAGUUCUAGUUUAGGAACAACCGUAGAAACUCCAAAUGAUUAUCUUGUUGUGGGAAUGCAUCGGUAUCACGUCUCUUAUCAAUCUCUCUUAUUAAAAAGCGUUAGGAAAGUCUUGUCCUUACAAAAAGAGGCUGAUACAGAAUGUACAAGCCCUAUUUUAACCAGUCUAAGAAUGUUUACAGGCCAUACAGAAUGUCAGGUAAAAUUACUUAAUUAUAUUUAGUGACUUAUUUAAAUACCUUUAACAUCACGAGUCAGUGUUAUUUUCGUUUCACUGAUAUAUUAUAGUUUUUUGUUAAUAUUUGCGAAUUAGAUUUUAUUUUUAUAUUUUUAAAUAUCACUUUAAUUUUAGUUAGAGUUAAUAAUUUGGCUUUUAUUUAUUAAUUUAUUUAUUUUUUAAACGUCUAUAUAUAUUUUAUACAUUUUUAUGUAUUGUAGUGUUUUACUACUACAAGUUAAACUGAAUUUUUUUAAUUAUUUUUUUUGGUUUCAAUUUUAGUUAGCUGUAAUAAUCCUGACGUGAGGUCAAAAGAACUAGCUAGUUGUUUCAGACAAACAGGCAAGCAACAUGUAGGGAUGUUUACAUAGCACAGAUAAGACUAAAUCCAAAGAAUGUCCAAACAAGAACAUUUUAAAGCAUUAUCUGUUCGCCAAUGGUACAUUUAGACUUAGCUUAGGUAGUCGAAUGAAUACGAUUUUAUAAUACAUUGCUUUGUGCGUCUGGUUUACAACAACACUGUUACUGUAUUACUGUAUGUAAGCACACUGUUCCACUAAACCCUUCAAACAUGCAUCCUUUCUGUAAUGUGCUGAAAAUACAAUCGCCUUGUGUGAAGACAACAAUUAAUGACGACGUACGUGGAUAAAUUAAAAAUAGCCCACUGCAUCAUGCGGCCGUGACGCAAGCAAAGAUUACUGUAAUAAGAAAAAGUACUGCUGUCCGAUCACACGUGAACACUGAAAGCUAAGCACAUUUACAAUGGAAUGACCUCAACGUUUCUAUUCUUUGCUGUUAUUAUAACCAGCCCUCAUGCAUGAGAGUGUCUUUGGUUAUAGUGAAUACAAUCCAUUCGCUUUGUAUAAUUUACUCCCCGUAGAUGAAAUUACCGUUCACCAGCCGGCACUCGGUGGCGACGCUUCUGGGUUUCUCAGGAACUCCAAAACAGAGCUGCUUUACGUUAGGCCUACUGCUUGCAUCCGAGCUGAAAAAAAAGACCAGAGGGGUGGUUUGUGCUACGUUUGGAAAUCUCCACAUUUCCUAAAGAUUUUUGGAGCUUCGAAGAAUUGUAGCCAAACCCAAAUACGCGAAUGAUGAUUCGCCGAUUCUGAGCAAAAUGGUUUGCUGUAAUGCAGCAAAUUAAGAAAAUGUUGCAUGCAUUGCAAAAAAAGGAAAGAAAACAUGAAAAUCUUCCUCUAGUACAACUAUUUAGUCAUUUUUAAACCGAGGUGCAUUUACUCGAAACGCAAACUGAGCAUAUUCGCUUUCUGAGAAACUGAACGGAAUGAAGUUAGGUUAUGCUUAAAACAAGAAAAAAUACCUGUUAAUAGGAAAUGAAAACUUUUUUUGAGCCCAUUGUAUUUAAAAACUACAUGUUGAUGAGUUUCUCAGAAAAAAACAAGGAUCAUGCACUUUUGCUUCUCAAGUAAAUGCACUAUACCUUUGGAGACAAAAAUACUAAUAAUUCAAAUAAUAAUGUGUCAUGUUUAUUCCAUUUAUUUCUUAAAUUUUGUUUUGUGAAAUCCUCUUGGUAGGAUGUUGUCCACGCAAAGACUAACUUAUUUAAACUUUAUGAACCACAAUUAAAACUAUAUUUCAUACUAUACACGUUAUUUGGUCCUAUAACGCCAAAUAACCAUCAAUGAUUGUGAAAAGAUAUUUGAACAAAAGCAUUUCAAAGCCGAUCGUUUCCCUUCACGGUGCCUGAACUAUAUCAAAUGUUGGUCAAAUUAGUAUUUAAGCAAUAAAGAUUGCUUACCUUAAGUAUGUGAGGAUGUGUAUUUAAUGUCCCGUUGCACGUUCAACAAGUAAAUAACUAAAACUAUCUAUAAAUCUUUGAAUAUGCAGUAAAGGGAGAUUCAACUAGAAGAAACCAGAAGCGUUGUUUGACAUCACAGAAGAUUUUAUGGGUUCAUGCCAUGAAGAUAGAAGAGAAUAAACAUAAAAAAUCUUCCAAAAAAAGUGUUUAUUGCUACCGCUCUGAAAAAACCCUGGAAAUUAUGAUUUAUUUUAAGUGAUAUGGUGCUUUGCGUUUAAGUCUCAAAGGGUAAGCAUCCCCAAAAAGGACUGUUUUGGUCAAGACUGGUGGACAAUGAUCACAUAUUAAUGCAUUCAGACCAUCUCUGAACAAGCAACUUUGCAAGUAAAUUAACUUAUUAGAAUAAAAAAAAAAAAAUGCAUGACACGACCCCUAUAAUAUUUUGUAGUCCAGAGUCAUUCAGGUCUUCAAAAUGAUGAAUGUGAUCUUACUGUAUUUUUUCACGAGACCUUCUUCUCACGCAGAGCUAUCUAUGAUAUCUGUCAUUUGCAAAAAAAAACAAAAACUAAAUAUAGCACACUAGUCUGAUAUUUUAAGACCAUAUUUGCCAGUUUAGUUUGUGAAUGUUUAUUGGUAUAAAUUUGUUCUUCUUUCAUUAAUGAUGCAAUUGUAUAUAUAUAUAUAGUGCAUGUACUUGCACAGCAGGGAAGUGUUUACUGUAUGUCUGAACUUUGCAUGUAAAGAUUUUACUUGGAGUUCAAAACACAGAGGCCAAUAAAAGUCGAAAUAAACUGCA